UUGACCCCGAACCAGGGCACUGAGGCCGGACAAGCCAUCGAGGAUGCGUUCAUUCUGGUUUCCGUCCUCGGCCACCCCUCCACUGAUCGCCAGACUUUGGAGACGGCGCUGCAAGCGUACGAGCGCGUGCGACUGCUCAUAGCGAACCACGUCUUGCGGGGUUCCAGAGAAUCCGGAGACAUACGAGACGACCUGGCUGCGCUCGGACUACAAAUCGGCCGGCAUUGGGAUCGGCUGUGGAAGUCGACGGCGCAAGGCGAGCGGGACAGGGCAAUCGGGAUGCUCCAGUCAACGAAAGCGAAGUUGUAG
Epithele typhae is the source of this 309-nucleotide messenger RNA. RefSeq lists its product as uncharacterized. The annotation marks the transcript as partial. Gene Ontology annotation, biological process: secondary metabolite biosynthetic process. The transcript is spliced from 2 exons. The record is from RefSeq and is a predicted model, not a curated record. Lineage: Eukaryota; Fungi; Basidiomycota; Agaricomycetes; Polyporales; Epitheliaceae.